AUGGUGUUUGUUAAAUCUCAAAUUGGCUCGAGCGCCGCCUCCAUAUUCUCGUCUUCAAGUCUGGUUAAACUUAAAGAACUUGAAGCUGAUCUGCUUGAGAAUAAGGCAAAUAAUGAGAAGUUACAACACACCUACAACGAGCUGGUAGAAUAUAAGCUUGUUUUGGAGAAGGUUGGUGAAUUUUUCUCUUCAGCUCAAAACAGUGCUGUAGCUCAGCAGAGGGAGCAUGAUGUCCAAACAACUGUUAAAGGGUCGAUUGACAGCCCAUUAUUACUAGAACAAGAGACAACAGCGUUUUCGGCUAAGCAGGUUAAGCUGGGUUUUAUCAGUGGUCUUGUUCCGAGAGAAAAAUCAAUUUCUUUUGAAAGAAUCUUGUUUCGUGCUACAAGGGGGAAUGUAUUUAUGAAGCAAGCCGUGAUUGAUAAACCUGUGCUCGAUCCAAUAUCAGGAGAGAAGGUUGAUAAAAAUGUAUUUGUUGUAUUUUAUUUUGGGGAGAGAGUUAAAAGUAAAAUUCUGAAAAUAUGUGAUGCUUUUGGAGCAAAUCGCUAUCCUUUCUCAGAUGACUUGGGGAAACAAUUUCAUAUGAUAAGAGAGGUACAUUACUUAUUGCCAAGUUGCGUAUUUGUUAGAGAAAAUUGA
Messenger RNA from Arachis ipaensis, 639 nucleotides. NCBI's taxonomy places the organism in Eukaryota, Viridiplantae, Streptophyta, Magnoliopsida, Fabales, Fabaceae. The record is from RefSeq and is a predicted model, not a curated record.